This is a messenger RNA of Podarcis raffonei (Aeolian wall lizard), 571 nucleotides long. It is a transcript of the gene PFDN1, whose product is annotated as prefoldin subunit 1. The transcript has 4 exons. Gene Ontology annotation, cellular component: prefoldin complex; cytoplasm. The record is from RefSeq and is a predicted model, not a curated record. Gene Ontology annotation, biological process: protein folding. Gene Ontology annotation, molecular function: protein folding chaperone. The coding region runs from base 26 to 394 and encodes 122 amino acids. NCBI's taxonomy places the organism in Eukaryota, Metazoa, Chordata, Lepidosauria, Squamata, Lacertidae.
AGAAAAAAACCGAAGAGCAGGCAAGAUGGCGGCGCCCGUGGAUCUGGAGCUGAAGAAGGCUUUUACAGAACUUCAAGCCAAGGUCAUUGAUACCCAGCAAAAAGUGAAACUGGCAGAUCUGCAAAUAGAGCAACUGAACAGGACGAAAAAGCACGCACAUCUUACUGAUACAGAGAUUAUGACUUUGGCUGAUGAAACCCGAAUGUAUGAAGGUGUAGGAAGAAUGUUUAUCCUUCAGUCCAAAGGAGUAAUUCAUAGCCAACUCUUAGACAAACAAAAAAUAGCAGAAGAGAAAAUUAAGGAAUUAGAGCAGAGAAAGUCGUACCUGGAGCGGAGUGUGAAGGAAGCUGAAGAUAACAUCCGGGAAAUGCUGAUGGCUAGAAGAGCACAUUGAGGGUUCCAGCCCCACCACUGCCUGCCCCUUACCUUUGGACUGAACAGUUGGAAGCCAAGCAUGUUUGAAACCUUGCAAUAUAGAACUACCUGUUGAAGACACAAGGAGCUUGAGUUAUGUCAUGUCAAACCCGCCCUGUAUUUUGGUGUACCAGUAAAUCCUUUCUGUGUUAUAUAA